This is a messenger RNA of Mesocestoides corti, 3729 nucleotides long. Lineage: Eukaryota; Metazoa; Platyhelminthes; Cestoda; Cyclophyllidea; Mesocestoididae. The record is from the annotation of a GenBank genome assembly.
AUGCCGGCGUAUUCACUAGAUAGUCAAGAGAAAGAUGGACUUUAUCCCAAUCUUCCAUCCGCUCCGCCUGAUAACCCUCCCCCCUACUCUGCCGCCCCUAGUAAAGAAGAGGUGGAGGAGGAACUCCGUAAAAUUGAGGAUGAAAUCGCCACCCUUCGCGUCGUACUCGCCUCCAAACUAGAGAGGUCAGCUGCUCUGAAGCGCCAGCUUGGAAUCUACGGCAUUGACGUCGCGAAAGACGACAUGAAACGUGUCGCAAAUACAAUUACACAGUCAAAGCCCAGUCAAACCCAGGCCUACAAAUCGGUAAACAACGGUGUCAAUUCUCUCUUCAAAUCUAUCAAAAUAAUGCCCACUGGUCAGUUUUUCGUGGUUCUUCUUAUACUGUCUAAAGUGCUCUGCCAGCCCUUAAAUGUUUUUCUUGUUCUUCUUAGCCUUGAAAUCCUCGUGGUUGACGAAACGUAUGCAGGCUAUUAUACUUGUGAUUGCCAGUAUACUGGCUCAGUUGAACCAGCUAGAGCUGAACGUAUCUUGCGCGUUGUAGCCCAAGCAAAGGUCCUACCAUUUAAGUCCUCAUACACCACUACUGUCACAGAAGGCGACCGAAUGACGCUUUACUGUGAAGCAUUUGGAAUACCUCAGCCAGUUGUCUACUGGAGCAGAACAGGUGGAUCAAGCAGUCUAAUCCGUGAUUAUGGCAUCAGCAAACCGGGAGAAGUUAUUGAGUUCAGUUCAGUAUUACCUGAAGACGCUGGAGAAUACAUGUGCAUAGUGGAGAAUCGACUAGGCAUCGACUACUGGCCGGUUAAGGUCUCAGUUCGACACAAACCCCAGUUAAAGAUUUACGCAACCGUACCAAUUCCACAGUUGCCAUGCAACAUUCACCUCUACUGUGAGGUCUCCGCAUCCCCUGCACCGGAGGAAAGCGAAAUUUUCUGGAACGUAGGAACUCCUUCCAGAAGGAUCACAUCGACUAGCAGAAUGAAUUUGGUCUAUCUGAACGGGGGGAACACGCGCUUUCUUGCCGUAGCCUUCAACCCAAUUAUUUCCUCCGACUUGAACCAGAAGUACACAUGUACGGCCUCCAACAGCCUUGGAACAGUGAACCAGGAAUUCGUUCUAAAUGCUAUGGAAUCUCAAGAGAAACCCUGUGGUCUUGAGUCGCUGAGUUCAACUUCGGGCCCAAGAGAUUUUUCUACGUUUUACAACAGUGCGCAGUUGGCGAAUCUCUCCUAUGAUAGUAACUGUGUACCAUACUUUGUGAACAUUCGACCUUCCAGGUCUGCAGCAGUCUGCCGUGUCUACUUUGCUAGUUUUCCGCCACCCUAUGGGAAUGUAAACCUUUUUUACGCCGACAUCGACGUAUCGGAGACUGCAGAUCCCUCCCAGGCGCUAGCUUUUCACUACCUCAUCCCAAGGCACACUUUCCUUGGGUUAACGCUGAAUUGCAAGGCCUCUCUGGCCGAAAGCCUGUUGCGCGAGCGCAUGCGAGCGGGCUGCUUCGGCGUCUCCGACAUCAAGGCCGAUCCCGUCUCCGGGGCCAUUCUCGUGAUGCUGUCCGGUAGAUUGGUCCACUUCUUCGAUCACAACUGGCCCCCUGCACUGGCUCCCUCUCCAACUAACAACGAUGCUGAAACUGCGCAAACCCAACUCACCGUGUUGUCUACCGGGGAGUCGUGUAUCCAACCGGCCAUUUGUCCCGCCAACCCCAAUCUGGUUGCAUUUAUCAACGGCCAAAACAUCUGCGUCGCGAAUGCCAUUACCUCAGCUGUCGUCAAUUUAACCAACGUCACCGAUCCACUGGGUACUACUCUUGAUUCCUCUCUAGUCUUUGCUGGGUCUCCAGCCUACGUCAUUCAGGAGGAGUUUGACCGCUACGUGGGCUUCUGGUGGCGUCCGUGUAGGCAAUCCCAGGGGGACGACUGCUACACGCUUGUUUAUGAGGAGACGGAUGAAACCGGCGUUGAGGUAGUUUACCUUCCCAAUCACGGAAGCUGGAGCCAGCAGAUGGAGCCUCAUGCCUAUCCCAAGCCUGGUACCGUUAAGCCAAUUUCUUCACCUGGCUACUUAAAUUCACUUAGUACAGCUUUCUGGAUCCAGUUAUCUAAUCGACUGCAGUCAAAAAUGUCGCUCUUCUUGAUACCUCCCGACUCCUUUAUCGAUCGGUCCGCCGGCCAAAUCGCCUGGAAGCCGUUUGUGCGACUCCACGAUGAGGAAGACGCCACGUAUUGGGUUGAGGUGCUUAACACGUUGUUUUUUGUUCGCGUGGAUAUUUGCUUUAUCGUAUUUUCACGAAUUUCAUAUACCCACAACUGCCUCCACCUGCUCCCCUCGCCGACUCCCGACCAAGUCGCCUUCAUUUGGCUGAGUCGACGCACUGGCUUCUCCCAUCUCUACGAGCACGUGUGUUGUUUGCCGCCGCCAGCCCCCGUCCACGUCGACGUGUCCGCGGACGAGGCGGUGCCGACUGCCGAUUGCGCCUUGGCCGCGGUGUCCACUCGCAGUCGCCAGCUAACCUUCGGCGAUUGGGAGGUCCUGGGCGACCACAUUUUUGUUGACGAACGUAAUAAGUUGGUGCUGUUCGAAGGCCUACGCGAACACCCUCUUUGGACAAAUGUCUACGCAGUCAGUUAUGCAGUGGACGCGCCCGAGGUGUAUCGCUUAUCCAUGGAUGAUGAUCUCGUCGACGGCCGCCUCUCGCAUUCCAUCGUCACCUUCGACCCAGAAUCGGGUCUGUGCGUUCUGGAGUCCUCGAACCCGGUCCUCCUCGUGGGACACACCCUCUUCCGUCUCGCUGCGGGAAAGAACCAACCGGCUUCUCUCAAACUGUUGGCUUUCUUGAAGAAGCAUGCCCCGGUGACGUCCAUUCUUCCAACCAUCCUCACAGAGCCAUCGCCUCCGUCGUUCCUCUCAUUCACAUUCCUGGAUCCGCACGAUGCCGAGUCUAGCCCCGCUCAGCCUCUCACGUUCUACGGGAUGCUCUUCACUCCUCCAAUCGCGACUCGACCUUCCAACGGCUUCCCCACCAUCCACCUCGUCUACGGAGGACCCGGGGUGCAGUUCGUGCGGGGAGCGUGCUUUCGUAAUCUGAUUCUCCGCGCCCAAAUCUACUGUCACUACGGCUACGCCCUGCUUCUGUGCGACUGCCGCGGCUCGGCCAAUCGCGGGGCCAAGUUUGCCGGCCACCUCAAGUACAAAAUGGGAACAGUUGAGUUGUCCGACCACGUGAUGUUUCUACGCCAGGCCGCCGCCAAAACAGGACUAAUCGACCUCAAUCGUGUUGCCGUAUACGGCAGCUCGUACGGCGGCUACCUGUCCCUGAUGGCGGCGGCCAAGCACAGGGACACGUACAGGGCAGCGAUCGCCGCGUGCCCCGUUGUAAGCUGGGAGCAGUACGACACGGCCUACACCGAGCGCUACCUCGGUCUGCCCUCCCAACACCCGGAUGCCUACACAUGUGGGGAUGUGAUGUCGUAUGUCAACGAAUUUCCCAAUUUCUCGCCUUACUUGCUGAUUGCUCAUGGAGGCCUGGAUGAAAACGUCCACUUCUCCCACACCGCUUCGCUCCUCCAGCGUCUCAACUACCUCGGAAAGCCCUAUGAGUUAUCUUUUUACCCCGACUCGCGGCAUCGAAUUCGCGAGGACGACCACUUGAUGGCCACCAUCUUGACCUUCCUCGAUCGAACCAUCGGACCCGAACAAACAAACCAACCCGCACACACCUCCUGA